Phodopus roborovskii (desert hamster) is the source of this 1566-nucleotide messenger RNA. RefSeq names its product phospholipid scramblase 1. The record is from RefSeq and is a predicted model, not a curated record. Gene Ontology annotation, cellular component: plasma membrane. Gene Ontology annotation, biological process: phosphatidylserine exposure on apoptotic cell surface. The coding region runs from base 172 to 1179 and encodes 335 amino acids. The transcript has 9 exons. Gene Ontology annotation, molecular function: phospholipid scramblase activity. NCBI's taxonomy places the organism in Eukaryota, Metazoa, Chordata, Mammalia, Rodentia, Cricetidae.
GUAGGGUGCAGUCUGGUCUGGUCCAUAGCCUCACUCUGAGUCUCCUUGCGAGUCAUCUGGGAAGGUUGUACUACAGCUGCGCCGCUAGAAAAGGGGUUGAGAUUCUGGACCCGCUGAUCACAUCCCUGGCUUCAGCUACCCCCGCUGAUCGGCAAAAGAACUGCUGAAAUCAUGGAAAAACACAGCAUGCAAACAGAGGCUCCUCACCCAGGAACAUAUUUGCCAGCUGGGUAUGGCCCUCGGUACCCUCCAGCAGCAUACCAAGGACCUUCAGAACGGAAUGGCUACCCUAUACCCCAGCCUGACUACCAAGGACCACAGGGUCCUUAUCCAGGGCCCCAGGGACCCUAUCCAGGACCCCAUGCUGGCUACCCAGUCCCACCUGGAGGUUAUGGAAGUGUAGGACCGGGUGGCUUUCCUGUCCAAAAUCAGCCAGCAUACAAUCAUCCAGCUGGGCCUGGAGGGACCCCAUGGAUGCCAGCACCACCUCCUCCCAUGAACUGUCCACCUGGGUUGGAAUACUUAACUCAGAUAGAUCAGAUUCUGGUUCAUCAGCAAAUUGAGCUUCUGGAAGUCUUAACAGGCUUUGAAACAAAUAACAAAUAUGAAAUCAAGAACAGUCUUGGGCAGCGAGUUUACUUUGCUGUAGAAGAUACUGACUGCUGUACUCGAAACUGCUGUGGAGCAGCUAGACCUUUCACCUUGAGGAUCCUGGACAAUCUUGGCAGAGAAGUCAUGACUCUGGAGAGACCCCUGAGAUGCAGUAGCUGUUGCUUUCCCUGCUGCCUCCAGGAGAUAGAAAUCCAGGCUCCUCCUGGUGUGCCGGUAGGGUAUGUGACUCAGACCUGGCAUCCGUGUCUGCCAAAGUUCACUCUUCAAAAUGAGAAGAAAGAGGAUGUGCUAAAAGUUGUUGGUCCAUGUGUUGCUUGCAGCUGCUGUUCAGACAUUGACUUUGAGCUCAAGUCUUUAGAUGAAGAAUCUGUGGUUGGCAAAAUUUCCAAGCAGUGGUCUGGUUUAGUGAGAGAGGCCUUCACAGAUGCAGAUAACUUUGGGAUCCAGUUCCCACUAGACCUUGAUGUGAAGAUGAAGGCUGUGAUGCUUGGAGCAUGUUUCCUCAUAGAUUUCAUGUUUUUUGAAAAAACUGGAAAUGAGGACCAAAGGGCAGGAGUAUGGCAGUAAUUUCUUGAGCUUCCACAAGAGACUCAAGGACUACAUUCUUAUGGACACUAUCUGAAAGGAACACACAUGACUCUUUUUCCUUUACUGAAAUAACUGUGUUGAUUAACUGUGAUGCCUAUACCCCAUGUUGUACAGCUGUGCUUUCAAACUAUAGCUUACUUUCUAUACUUUUGUCAUGCAUUUGUUUUUCUACAUCCUUAACAUGUUCACUGUGAAUUAGUGAGAGAAUAUAUGAAUUUUUACACACAGAAAUGGCCUUGUCUAAGAGAAAUGUUUUGUCUCACAAUAUUUGAUUUAUUUUCCAUUUUAUAAAAACUUAAAUAUUAUUGUAAUUUAAUGUGAAAUUACGUAUUAAAUGUAAUUAUAAUUUACACAAAAGACCUAUGU